Protopolystoma xenopodis is the source of this 807-nucleotide messenger RNA. Lineage: Eukaryota; Metazoa; Platyhelminthes; Monogenea; Polystomatidea; Polystomatidae. The record is from the annotation of a GenBank genome assembly.
AUGCUACCUCAUACUUUGCCGGCUUUAUCGCGCGAUGGCCUUCAUCCCAUCGGUUUCGUCGGCUCCGGUUGGACAGCGCCUACAGAUCGUGCUUCCUCUGCAGCCAGCACAAUACUCCCCACAGCUCCUUUACCCGCCUCUUAUCACGCCUAUCCCUACAGUAAGCCGACUAGACCAAUCUCAUCAACACCGCACGACACUUCGAUUGGGUUUGCCCCUGGGGUCCUUCCAUCAGCAUCCUCACCAUCUUAUCCCUCCAGGUCGUUAGUCUCUUCUGAAUACAGCGACACGUCUGCCUACAUGCCUGGCAUGGCGACAGACAAAUCCCAGCUCAGUGCCCAUUCAGGCCUGACAAACGGGCCGUCAGAAUCGGAUAAACAUUCGAUCGGGUUCCGCCACUUGGCGCAGCCCUGUGCUGCUGCCGGACAUCCCAGCCGGCCUGCUAAGGCGCCACUGGCGCGUCUCAGCGACGAUUUGUCCGGCCUACAGACAUCUCCUUUGUCUUCGGCUGAGGCUAGGCGCGGCUUUGGUUUUCAUGACCACUCUACGAAUGAAUCGACAUCUCGUGCUCAGGAUGUUACUGCUUACUCUGACGCGUCUUCCUUGACCAGGUUGGAUGGACAGCAGGUCAGCAAGCGGAGUACAGCUGCGGCUUCCUUGGCUUGUACCGAGGACUGUGUGAUGGUGCCUGCAGAGUUAGCAGCUAGUUCCAAGGGUGAGUUUUUAGUCAGCAAAUUUUUCCUUGUAUCUGCUAAUCUCCAUUCUAUUACCGGGAAUUCCGCUAUUGGUCUUGAUCGCAUAGCUUAA